Molecule: messenger RNA, 1352 nt
Organism: Tarenaya hassleriana
Lineage: Eukaryota; Viridiplantae; Streptophyta; Magnoliopsida; Brassicales; Cleomaceae
Product: basic leucine zipper 43
Exons: 1
Coding region: 646-1209 (187 amino acids)
Biological process (GO): regulation of DNA-templated transcription
Molecular function (GO): DNA-binding transcription factor activity
Source: RefSeq, a predicted model, not a curated record
AACCCAAAAAAAUUCAUAUGCUAUUUUUUCUUGUGGAUAAUCGGUUAUCUUGGAUCAAGGAUUAAGACUAAUCUCAAGAUCGGGAGUCAACCAUAUAAUUUAGAUUAUAAGCUCUCUACCCAAAUUUAAAGUUUGAACUCGGACAAAACAUAAGCUUUGAAUUCCGUUUCACCGGUUAACCCACCCAAAUUUGGGUCCAAUGGUAAAAUUUAGAUGACAUAGCACUGCUAGGGUGUAAGAGUUUCUCACGCCAUUUACGGCAAAAUCCUCUGUAACAAAAAACCAAACAGAAGUCAUAAAAGAAAACAAGAGCAUCAUAAAUAUUGGACCUUUAAAAAGAAAAGAGAAGAAGCUAAUCUUUGACAAAGAUGUGGAACUAAGCUGAGAUUUGUCAAAAAGAGUCACUAUGGGUGAGUGGUGCUUUCUGGUUUUAAGGAAAGAUUGAACAAGAAACCCAACAAGUUUAAUGCAUUUUGUCUCCAUGCAAGUAAAUUCGCCUGUGCCAUGAAAUAGCCAUCAACAUCUCAGAGUUAUUGCCCACAAGCCAAUACUCACACACUUUCUGCUAUAUAAUGACACUAUAUCUCACUCCAAUCUCUCUCUCUCCCUCUCUCUCUCUCUCUCUCUCUCUCUCUCAUCUCCUACAUGGAACCCAAUGACCGUCCCUCUCAUUGUUUCAACCUUAUGGAAGGAAACCCAUCUCAGAACAAUCACUUCAACUCACUGUUCCUACCAACAAACACUGAGUCCCAUGUUCAGUUGCACUCAGUGUCCCCAAACACAUCGACCCUCAGCAAUAACCUCUCUAAUUUAGAUCAAACUCGAGAUACCAUCUACCAUCAUGGGCAUCAUCAUCACCAACAACACAGCAUGAUAGAUGAAAAGAGGAUAAGAAGAAUGGUCUCUAACCGGGAAUCAGCCAGAAGGUCACGUAUGCGCAAGAAGAAGCAGAUCGAAGAGCUGCAGCUCCAGGUUGAGCAGCUCAUGACAUUGAACCAUCACUUGUCCGAGAAGGUCAUCAGUUUGCUCGAGAGCAACCACCAGGUCCUGCAAGAGAACGCACAGCUCAAAGAGAAAGUCUCUUCCUUUCACAUCCUAAUGGCAGACAUGCUAUUACCCGUGAGAAAUCUGGACGACACCAAUAGCCGAGAGACAGAUCAUAUAAGAGCCGAACCUUCAAACAGGUCCAACAACCCUCGGGCCACAUAACUCGGUAAGUAAAAAGUUCAAAUUGGCCUAGAGGGCAUCAGUAUGUAGCACUAGUAUAGACGAUUUGUUACCCAUUGUCACCAUACAUGUAACCACUACACCGGAGGUUACUUGUAUAUAACAGCUAUUAUUCAGCAGGCCCC